AUGCCGCUUCCACGAUACUCGCUCGACGAUGGCGCUGAGGACGAGGAUGAGGUGCUGGACGAGUCGUAUCGCUCCGUCGGCAGCUCGUCACGACCGUUCGCGGCUGCUGGUGGUGCAAGCUCAUCCUCGCAGGCCUCAGCUAUUCGAGCAGGAUCUCCGUCGUUCUCAGCAUCAGGCUCGGCGGCUGAAGCGGGGGCUUCGAGUCUGGACAUUGACGACCUGCUACGAUCCUCGACACCGACGAACUCGCACUCCGCAGGGCAAUCCACCAAGGGCUGGCCAUACUCGUCGUCGUGCUCUUUGGCGCGCAUGUCGGCAUUCGAGCAGUUGACACUGUUCAUGGCUACGCAAAAAGCGGCACCCGAGCUGCUGCCCUUCCCCACAUCGGCAUUCGACACGCUGCUCGGACAGAUGGAACAGCAACAGUCGAUCGUCGACUCGCUGCUGCAGAUCGGCAGUACAGCCGACGCGGACGAGAUCGACGAAGACGAGUUUUUGCGCCUCAACAUGGUGCAGGUCGAUCUGGAACGUGCAAAGUGGCUCGUCAAGCUCGUCACGCGCACGCGGCUCGACCUGGCGCAAAAGUUCGCCGGCUUCAUUCAGGCGCGCCCCGCACAGAGGGCCAAGCUCAAUCCCACAGAGACCAGAUUCGUGCAAGACUAUUGGCAGUUGAAAAAGGACCAUUUCAAUACGGCUGUUCUUGGAUUCUUGCCAGAACAGCUUCGAGAGAUCGAGGCGCCUGGACAGGACACUUUCAGCCAGCAAGAGUCACACCAGCCCAAUACCUCGACCAACAUGCGGCCCGAUCUAGAUGGACCAGUGUUCGUGCGCUGCCUGGACGAGUGUGGAACGAUUCAACUUCCAGACGGCGAAUCGGCCAUCCUGGACAAGGAUUCGAUCCACCUGCUGCGGUACCGCUCUGUUCGGCACCUUGUCUACCAAGGCUCUGUCGUGCUACUAUAA
Moesziomyces antarcticus is the source of this 963-nucleotide messenger RNA. Its product is annotated as GINS complex, Sld5 component. Gene Ontology annotation, biological process: double-strand break repair via break-induced replication; DNA-templated DNA replication. Lineage: Eukaryota; Fungi; Basidiomycota; Ustilaginomycetes; Ustilaginales; Ustilaginaceae. The transcript has 4 exons. Gene Ontology annotation, cellular component: GINS complex. Bases 1 to 963 code for a protein of 320 amino acids. The record is from RefSeq and is a predicted model, not a curated record.